This is a messenger RNA of Epinephelus lanceolatus (giant grouper), 5292 nucleotides long. It is a transcript of the gene hook1, whose product is annotated as hook microtubule-tethering protein 1. The record is from RefSeq and is a predicted model, not a curated record. Gene Ontology annotation, molecular function: microtubule binding; dynein light intermediate chain binding. NCBI's taxonomy places the organism in Eukaryota, Metazoa, Chordata, Actinopteri, Perciformes, Serranidae. Gene Ontology annotation, cellular component: cytoplasm; centrosome. Gene Ontology annotation, biological process: cytoskeleton-dependent intracellular transport; cytoplasmic microtubule organization.
UUUUGGCAGCAGGUGAGGUCAAAUGCAGAGGAAAGGAGCGGAAGAGGUUUGCUGACAGGUGGAGGAAAAUAUAGCUUUAACCUAAAGAGGAACAAAUGGACGAGAGUAAAACGGCACUGACGGAGAGCCUCGUAAUAUGGCUGCAGACCUUCAACACUGCUGCACCCUGCAGAACAGUGGAGGAGCUGACCACUGGAGCGGCAAUAUCUCAGGCACUGAAUCAAAUAGACCCAGCAUGGUUCACUGAUGGAUGGCUCGGCCGUAUAAAAACAGAUGUUGAGGAAAACUGGAGACUGAAGAUGAACAACCUGAAGAAGAUCCUUCAGAUGGUGGUUGAUUAUUAUAAAGAGGUCUUAGCCCAGGAAAUCUCAGACUUCCCUUUGCCAGAUCUGGCCCUGGUGGCAGAGCAUUCGGACCCCGUGGAGCUGGGGAGGCUGCUGCAGCUUGUGCUGGGCUGUGCUGUCAAGUGUGAGCGUAAACAAGAAUACAUUCAGAUCAUCAUGACCUUGGAGGAGUCUGUGCAGCACGUUGUAAUGACAGCCAUCCAGGAGCUCAUGAGUAAAGAGAUCAUGGCCCCAUUUGGAGCAGAACCAUCAGGGGACUUGGAACAGCAGCUGAAAAAAGCCCUGGAGGAACUCUCUGAACUUGUGGCAGAGAAGGAAGCGUUAGCCCAGCGCUGUCAAGAGCUCGACGUACAGGUGGCGGUUCUUCAGGAGGAACGGAACAGCUUAUUGGCUGAGAAUGAUGUCCUAACAGACCGAGCCAAUCAGCUGGACACAUUUGACGACCCAAGCACCCCCUCAGGAAGAAAACACAGCCAGCUGCAGCAACAGUUAGAGGCGCUGCAGGAAGAGAACUUCAGGCUGGAGGCUGCCAAGGAUGACUACCGGAUCCACUGUGAAGAGUUGGAGAAGCAGCUGAUCGAGGUUCAGCACCGUAAUGACGAGCUCACCAGCCUGGCAGAAGAAUCUCGAGCCCUCAAAGAUGAACUGGACGUUCUGAGGAACUGCUCAGACCGUGUGGUGAUGUUGGAGGCCUCAGUGGAUACAUACAAACGUAAACUAGAGAAUUUAGGCGAUCUGAAGAGGCAGAUGAAGCUGCUGGAGGAGAAUAACAUGACCUACAUGCACAACACUGUCAGCUUGGAGGAAGAACUGCGCAAGGCCAACGCUGCGCGUGCACAGCUCGAGACCUACAAGAGACAGGUCCAGGAGCUACACAGGAAGCUGUCGGAGGAGUCGAGACGAGCAGAUAACCUGGCCUUUGAGAUGAAGAAGUUAGAGGAAAAGCAUGAAACUGUAAUGAAGGAGAAAGAGAGGAUCAUCAUCGAGAGAGAUUCUCUGAAGGAGAUCAACGAGGAGCUGCGAUGCACUCAGGCUCAACAGCACCAGCUCUCCCAAGCAGGGAUGAUUCCUUCUGGCAGCCCCAGCCACGAUAAUCUGGCGGCUGAAUUAAUCCCCAUUGAGUACAGAGAAAAGUUCAUCAGGCUGCAGCAUGAGAACAAGAUGCUGAGAGUGCAGCAGGAGGAGUAUGAGAGGGAGAAGAUCGCUGCACUGCAGACCCAGCUGGAGGAGGCACAUAAGACACGUAGUGAACUGGACACUGAGAACAGGUUGAGUCGAGAGCGGGUCAGUGAGCUGCAGCAGCAGGUGGAGGACCUCCAGAGGGCUCUGCAGAGUCAGGCGGCCAAACCUGAUGAUUCAAACCUGAAGCGGAAACUUGAUGCGCAUAUGGUUCAGCUGAACGAGGCUCAGGACGAAAUCAUGAAGAAGAAAGAGCUGCUGGAGGACCUUCAGCCUGACAACACGCAAACCUCCUUGAAGCUGGAUGAGCUGAUGGCUGCUCUGAAGAAGAAGGAUGAUGACAUGAGGGCCAUGGAGGAGAGGUACAAAAUGUACCUGGAGAAAGCUCGAAAUGUUAUCCGUGCAUUGGAUCCUAAACUAAAUCCAGCCACUGCUGAGAUCCAGGCUCUGAGGAACCAGUUAGCGGAUCGGGACAAGCAGAUUCUCAACUUGGAGCGUCAGUGUGAGCAGGCCAAACUCAGAGAGUAUGAGGAGAAGCUGAUCGUCACUGCGUGGUAUAACAAGAGUCUGAGCUUUCAGAAGCUGGCGAUCGAAUCACGUCUCGGUGGCUGCACCUCCUCCGUGCUGUCCCCCGGCCAGUCCUUCUUGUCCCAGCAGCGGCAAGUCUCAAACGCCCCACGCCGGGCGCUUUCCAUCAGCGUGCCAGCCACUACCUCUAAGUAGACCUCGUCAGAGAGCCAAAUGUCUCACCUUUAAUCAGUGAAGGGAAGAAUACUCUUCCUCCCACCAGUGAGCACUCAAGUGACCUUAAACACAUCUGCUCUCAGUGCUUCAGGAGGGUCACGGACGAGCUGAUUGGGAUCAAUGAGCACUUACUUUUCAAACAAAACCUUAUAGGUCACAUACCUGACGUUACAGCAAACUAUCCCAUAAUACACUGGCUACAGGCUGACCUUUCAUAGAACAGAAACCCACAACCUGUGUUCACCUCACUAGCUAAAGUAGCGCACACUGUCCCUUAUUUCCCUUCUGCUCCGUGUGUUUGCUUUGCCAACUGCAGACUCGGCUGAAUACUUGCUGUAAUCAAUCUAGCCUUCACUCUCUUACAUCCUGUCACGCUGUGUACUUGAACAGGAAGAAGAGAAAUGUAAAUAUAUGCUUAACUGUUUUAUUCAGAAUUGGAGCCCAUAAUAUAUAUGAAUGUGAUUUUUUUAAAAAGGGUUACUUGAAUGCUAAAGCCAACUAACUUCAGAUGAUUGUUGAUGUAUAGAAAACAGAACCAUCAUACUAUGCAGUUAAAGGAAUACUUCACUCGCAACACGAUCAGUUGUGUAUCACUUACUGUACUCAACCUGUUACCAUGAAUUGGUGAAGAACACUGUUUUUCUCACGUGCCUCCACAGGGAACAAAGAUUUCUUGAUGAGUAAAAGGGGGCCUCAUUUAACAACAGCAAAACAAUAUCAAAACAUUAAACUCGUGCAGUAUAAUCCAGGUCUCAUUGAUCCAGUUAUAUACUCAGUGCUUCCCAAACACAUGCGUUUUUGCUCAAACUGUUUAAUCACUUCUGCAUAAACAGUCUCACACAGCUCUGCUCUUGCACUCCAUUAGGCAGAGUUCAAGCGCACAUGCCUGCCCAGGCGCACUACUCAUCCAUCCGUGUGUGAGACUGUUCUCUGAUAUAACAGUGAAUACUUACUGUGACCGUGUUUAAAGAUAGUGAACAUUGUGCAAAAUAUUGUCAAACAGCAGUUUCACUUCAAAAGAAUCUGUGUCAGGAAACGUGUGGAUGAAUACACAUGUAAUGACCGUGAGAAGUAGACUGACUGAAUGUGGAAUAACUGAGCCAUACUAAGAUAUCUGAGGCUGUUCAUCUGUUUUGUAAAGGGAUGAACGUCUACUGAACGUACCUGUAAUUCUUAAAAAUAUUGGAGCUGGUGGUACCUAUAGGUUAUUGUACGAUGGUUUUAUUGGUUCGGCGCAUCUGAGAUUAAAUUGGGCUGAAUGUGGCCCAUGAACUGAAAUGAGUUUGACACCCCAGGUUUACGCGUAGAUGUUUUAAAAGAAAAAAUGCAUGUGUUUGGGAAGUAUUGAUCGUACGACUGGAUAAGUUAGACUUGGAUUAUACUGCCAGGUUGUGUUUAAGUUUGUAAAUCGAUGUUUUGAUAAGUUUUGUUGUUGUUUAAUGCAGCACCAUCUUUACUCCAAUUCAUCAAGAAUUCUCAGUUUUUAGGCCGAGUCCACACAAAGGUUUUAGGUCACUGAAAAAAAAAAACCUUUUUGCAAAACUCCUUCCAGGGUAAAGACUUUCAGAAACUGAGAACACUGAGUUUUUGUCUUGUAAUGGCAGUGUGUGCGGUUAACUCCUUUGUCAGGCCUAACUUACAUAAAUGAACUGUUACUUUUCAACUUAUUUGGGAACAGCGGGACCAGGAUGCACCAACAGAGGUCGCUGCUCCAGGUAGCCUUCCUAUAACAGCUGUUUUUCAGGCUCCAGAUUGGCCAACAUCAUCCUUAGGGUUAUGGUUGUAUCCCCACCUGUAGGUUUGGCAUCUCCUGACAGCUCUUCAGUUGUGUUUUGCAUUUUAAUUUGGAGAUUGUUUUUUUUUAGUUUUUGAGAGCAAAGAAUGGAGAAACCUAAUUUUUAAAAACACCCAUGCUCAUGUGGAUUAGGCUUAGAUUCCUUGUUUACUGUGAAGCCAUGCGAGGCAAAGUGUUCGUCACAAAUCCAACUAAACACACAGUGUGUAUAGAUAUACAAAUGAUCAUUUUGUGGGUGAAGUAUUCCUUUAAGGGGGAACUAAUGUAAUCACGCAGCAGACUGACUAAAAGACAGACGUGCUUCAGAUUUCUUUGAGAAAUGGAUUGCUAUAUUUGGUGCUGGCCACCACCUGCUGUCAAGCAUCAGACAUCAGUCAGUUUACUAAAAUGAAACAAGCACAUCAUGUAAAGCUGUGAAAAUCCUAUAAAUCAUAUAAAGUGAUCAACGUCUGAGGUGCUGCAACAACAAAUCCUACACAAGAAAUCCAGGACGAGUGUAUCUCAUGUAUUUUCUAUACUCCUAAAGUGUGAUUUGACUUCCUUACUGGCAGCAUGCUCUAAAUGAAAACUGGCAGGCCUUUCUAUUCACUAAAGCUCUUGAGUAAUCAAGUCUGUGAAGUUGUACAGCUGUAAUGUAAACAUGAUUUAACACCAGCUUCUGAUCCGAAUAUCAGAUCCAGGUUAAGCUUUCAUCGGUACCUGCAAAUUGUAACUUGAGAAUUUUAAUUGUAGUCGAUAUUGUAUUUAAUCAUCGACGUUUUCAGGCUGUUUUAGUGUCAGUGGGAGUUCAGGGUGAAGAGCGCUGUUAGAAGCUGCUGUUCUCUUUGAUAUUGUGGGUUAUUGGCUGUCCAACCCUCUUCAAGUUAAACUGCACUACUUUCACACCAUGAAAUGGCUGUUGAUUGUCACUCUGUAUGUUUGCAUUAACACUAAAGAGGCAUUCUGUUAUGAUGGUUUGCCAUUUGUGAUCUAUAUGUCGAGGCGCUUUUAUUUUCCUUUGCAGUGGAUGAUUCUCGUAGAUUGCUGAUUUAAAAGCAGUGUCAUUUAUAUGAUGAUAAGAAGUACAAUCAGACGUAGCACAGCACAAGGUGUUGUAUGUUUGUGUGUAAAUGAAGAAAAGUUGAGGAAGGAAGUAUGAAUUUUCAGGAAUUUAAGGAAAAAUUAAAGCCUUUGGUUUUGUUGUGAAUAAAUGAAUAAAUAAAUAAAUCCUUUUUCUAAAAAUGUGUUUUA